GUGCCAACAACUGAAGAAAGAGAUACUCAGGUUGAGUGCAGGAAACCAAACAAUGGACAUCCACUGCCCAACCAUUAGGGAAGAAAGCUUCCAAGGUAUUGUUGCAUUUAUAUCUUAUGCUGCUAUUGGCUCCAUCAUCAGUGAGAAAUUUGUGUCUGAAGAACAUCUAACAAUGAAGGAAAAGUUGCAUAAUUUCUACCUGAAUUCCAAAGUAGUAAGUGGAAUGCUGGGACGCGGGAGGACUGGCUCACUCUCCAUGACUAUUAACUUCACGUUUCAGCAUGAACAGGUGAAAAAAGAAGAUGAAAAAGCCAUCUGUGUCUACUGGCAUGGUUCAUUUUGGUCUAAUGAAGGCUGUGAAGUCAUUUCUUCCGAUGAAAAUCAAACCCUUUGCAGCUGCAACCACCUCUCCAGCUUUGCCAUACUCAUGGCAUCAACCAGAUUAAAGGAAGAUUUCGUGCUGACCGUGAUCACUUAUGUGGGGCUGAGCCUCUCCCUGCUGUGCCUCCUCCUGGCAGCCCUCACCUUCCUCCUGUGCCGACACAUCCAGAGCACCAGCACCUCGCUCCACCUGCAGCUCUCGCUCUGCCUCCUCUUUGCCCACCUCCUCUUCCUCACGAGCAUCAACAGAACUGAGCCCAAGGUUCUGUGUUCCAUCAUUGCAGGAGCAUUGCACUACCUCUACUUGGCCUCCUUCACCUGGAUGUUCCUUGAAGGGCUGCAGCUUUUCUUAACUGUCAGGAACCUCAGGGUGGCCAACUACACCAGUGCAGGGAGGUUCAAGAAGAGGUUCAUGUACCCUUUUGGCUAUGGGAUUCCCGCUGUAAUUGUGGCUGUCUCUGCAGGAGUUGGACACAGCAAUUAUGGAACACGUACUCACUGCUGGCUCAACUUCCAAAGUGGAUUUAUCUGGAGUUUCAUGGGACCUGUUUUUGUUAUUAUUUUGAUCAACUUGUCUUUGUAUCUGACAACCCUGUGGAUUUUAAGACACCAAAUUAGCUCUCUCAAUAAUGAAGUCUCCAGAAUCCAGAACACAAGGAUGCUGACAUUUAAAGCUGUUGUUCAGCUUUUCAUUUUGGGCUGUUCUUGGGGCCUUGGCUUUUUUCUGGUUGAAGGAGUCAAGGAUCCCAUCAGAUCGGUGAUUGCCUAUUCUUUCACCAUCGUUAAUGUACUACAGGGCGUGUACAUCUUUCUCAUCCACUGCCUCCUCAAUCGUAAGGUACGAGAAGAAUACAAAAACUGGUUUAGGAAGAUGAUAAAAAGGACAGAAACUGAGAGCUAUGACUUGUUUGCCUCCACCACCCAAAGCAAAAUGAUGGAUAAAACAGUGAACUUUACUGGGAAAAGCAGCAACAUAUCUGCUGGAAAAUAACAAAUGCUACCUGUUCAUCCCCUGGCUCUCCUGGUAGUAAAAAGGAAGAAACUAAGCAACUUAUUAAAGUGCCUUUGGGAAACUCUUCCAUCAAACACUGGAAAUAUGAGUGGAGAUUAUGUUUUGGUUAUACACUGUGGUUUGGAAAACUUCAUUUAUAUUCUUGACUGUUCUACUCCCAUGCUUGCUACAUAUAUACCUUAUCUGGUGUAGAAGAAAAUGGUUUUCAAUAAUUUUUGUGGUUGGAGGAUAGUACUCUUUGCCAUAGAUUCUCCCAACAUGAUUAUAUCAUUUAGUAUUAGUUCAUCUGCUAGGUGCAUUUUCAUAAUCUGUGUUCUUGCUUGUAAAUUAGAUGUUCUGGUCAUUUGAUGGAAGAAUGGAUCUUUGCACAUCCAAGGCUGGAGACUCAAGCGCAGUAUACAGAGGCAAGACUUUAAAGAAUGCACUUAUUGCUUUGAGCCUAUAGAGUUUGCAUUGAUUUGCAAACUUUUAAAAUAACUGUGACAUAGUCAACAGUGAAAUUACUGCUAUUUUUAGCAAUU
This is a messenger RNA of Choloepus didactylus (southern two-toed sloth), 1914 nucleotides long. RefSeq names its product adhesion G protein-coupled receptor E4-like. The coding region runs from base 53 to 1372 and encodes 439 amino acids. The transcript is spliced from 10 exons. The record is from RefSeq and is a predicted model, not a curated record. NCBI's taxonomy places the organism in Eukaryota, Metazoa, Chordata, Mammalia, Pilosa, Megalonychidae. Gene Ontology annotation, molecular function: G protein-coupled receptor activity. Gene Ontology annotation, biological process: cell surface receptor signaling pathway; adenylate cyclase-activating G protein-coupled receptor signaling pathway. Gene Ontology annotation, cellular component: membrane.